AUGAAGAAGAGAAAACGUUCUAGCAAAAAUAAAACUCUAACCCAAGAAGAAAUAUGGGAUGAUUCGGCGCUUCUUGAAUCCUGGGAAGAAGCUGCAGAGGAAUACAAGCUCUAUCAUAGUAUCCGAGCCAAGGGGCAGAGAGUUGAGGAUGUAUUGCGAGAGGCAGAAGAGUCAAACGGCAAUGAAGACGAUAUGCAAAUAGAGACUGGCCCUGAGCCAGAGGAGGCCCGGGGAGAGGAGAUGGUAGCGAAUGCAUCCAGAAAUGUCAUUGUUGAAGAUUCCGAUGAAAAUAUAAAGCACACGGACACCUGCACAACGACUCAAACCGAGGAUGGAACGGCUCCAGAAGUAGCCAUGGCAACAGACCAGACAUAUUCCGAAGCCCCGGCAAGUGGAAGUUUUGCAGGUAUGCCUCAAAUGGUUCUGAACGGAGCUCCUAAUCCCCCAAGCAUUCAGGAUGAGGGAUUAAAGAACCUCAUGAUGUCGUGGUAUUUUGCGGGCUACUACACUGGACUAUACGAAGGUCAACAACGCGCUGUGUCGAAACAGUAA
Microsporum canis CBS 113480 is the source of this 552-nucleotide messenger RNA. RefSeq lists its product as uncharacterized. The record is from RefSeq and is a predicted model, not a curated record. Bases 1 to 552 code for a protein of 183 amino acids. The transcript has 4 exons. Lineage: Eukaryota; Fungi; Ascomycota; Eurotiomycetes; Onygenales; Arthrodermataceae.